AUGCACGCCGCCAAUCCGCGGGAGGAGGCGAUGCGCGGGUGGUGCCACUUGCGCGUGCGCUACCUCUACCAGCGCGUGCUCUCGUCCGUCUCGCGCAUGCAGGUGGCUGAGAUGAGGGGAGACAUGGCGGUGCUGUCAGACGCCGCCACAGGCACCACCAUUCUGCUAGCCCUGCCCAUGGGGGGAGGCGAGGACGCUGACAGUGGCAGCAUGGGGGGUGGGGAUUGGGAUGAGGAGAAUGGUGGGGAACGGGAUGGGUGCGGGACAGGGCGUGAAGGGGAGUGUGUAGAAUUUACAAGUGUUGCAAUACCAGGCAUGCAGGAGCAACCAUCUGUGCAGCAGGAGCAGGCAUCCGAGCAGCAGCAGCAGCAGCAGCAGCAGCAGGCAGCACGAACUCACUCUCGCCUCAAGCCGAGGGUUGACAUAUUCAAAGCCUUGGAGAGGCCAGGAGAGGCGGAGGGGGUGCUGCCAGUAGUGGCGGUGGCAGCAACAGUGGCAGUGGCAACAGAGGAGCCGGUACCAGCGGUGGGAAAGGCGGGGCGACGGACAGCAUGGUCGCACUUGCUCCCCAAGCCUCACUCCAACACAGAGGGUCUGGGAGACGCGGAAGGGGAGCAAGUUCGUGCGGUGGGGGUGUCGGGGCGACGGACAACACGGGCUCACUCUCUCCCGAGAAUGCAGGCGCAAACAGAGGCCGCGGAGGAGGCGGAGGUGCUGGUGCGAGCGGCGGUGGCGGGGUGGUCGGUGGCGGUGGUGGAUGACAACGCGGUGAACCACAUGGUGGCGCGCAGAACGCUGCAGGGCUACAGGGCGCACGUGCUGCUGCUUCCCUCCGGGGAGGAUGCAAUCCAAGCGCUCUCCUCUGCCUCGCCCUCCGCGCCCAUCCACCUGCCGCUGCUUGACCUCCACAUGCCGCAUGGCAUCGAUGGGUGA
Closterium sp. Naga37s-1 is the source of this 933-nucleotide messenger RNA. NCBI's taxonomy places the organism in Eukaryota, Viridiplantae, Streptophyta, Zygnematophyceae, Desmidiales, Closteriaceae. The record is from the annotation of a GenBank genome assembly.